This is a messenger RNA of Cottoperca gobio, 5585 nucleotides long. RefSeq names its product MET proto-oncogene, receptor tyrosine kinase (gene met). Gene Ontology annotation, molecular function: protein binding; semaphorin receptor activity; ATP binding. The record is from RefSeq and is a predicted model, not a curated record. The transcript has 21 exons. Gene Ontology annotation, biological process: protein phosphorylation; regulation of cell migration; cell surface receptor protein tyrosine kinase signaling pathway. NCBI's taxonomy places the organism in Eukaryota, Metazoa, Chordata, Actinopteri, Perciformes, Bovichtidae. Gene Ontology annotation, cellular component: plasma membrane; semaphorin receptor complex. Bases 270 to 4574 code for a protein of 1434 amino acids.
UCAGUCAGUCAGUCAGUGUGGAGCCUCACAGGUUUAAGGUGGCGAUCAACAAACUAGAGUGUAACUACUGGAAAACAGGCAAAAAGGUCAGAUUAAGAAAAAAUAAUCGGACUAAUAUUACUGGGAAUUCCUUUCACCGAGAAGCGAAGAGAGAAUCCCCAGCGAUCAGUUUGGACUUGAUGAGAAAGUUAAGAAGUCCCGCUCCUGGAGAGACCAGCGGAAUAUGAUUUGAAUCAAGGGAACGGACAACACUGUUGCUCGCUAACAGGAUGAGUCUCCGGUCGCUUCAUGCCGUCAUGCUGCUGUGGGCCUUGUGCCCCGGUGUGCAGAGCCAGUGUGAUAAAUCCCCCGAGACCAACAAACUCAACCUCUCAGUCACCUACGAGCUUCCGACGUUCACGGCAGACUUCCCCAUCCAGAACAUGGUGACGCUGGAUGGGAUCAUCUACGUCGGUGCUGUAAACAGAAUCUAUGCCCUGGCCCCGAACCUCACCAAGCUGUCCGAGUAUCACACGGGGCCGCUGCAUGCCAACGAGACCUGCGGCCAUAAACUGACCAGCGCGAACAGUAGCGACAGGGUGGACAACCACAACAUUGCCUUGGUGGUGGAGAACAUUUACGACAAGGGGUUAUACAGCUGUGGCUCGGCAGACAAUGGUGUUUGCCGCCGCCACGUCCUGGACGAUGACAGACCGAGAACCGUAGACGAACAGGUCUACUGUUUCGCAGACAAGUUGAGGCGAGGCAAGGGUCAACCCAGCGACUCGGAUGUUGUGAUCAGCCCUUCAGGCUCUCAGGUGCUCAAUGUGGAAAGCAACGUCAUCAAGUUUUUUGUUGGGAACUCCGAGAUCCCAGGCUUAGGAAACACAUCGGACAGUGCAACACAUCCCCAUACCAUUUCUCUUCGUAAGAUGAAGACGAGCCAGAACGGCUUCACCUUCUUCUCCAAACUCUCAUACAUGGACCUGAUUCCAUCCCUACGUGGAAACUACUACCUGCGAUACGUGUACUCCUUCCACAGUGGACCUUUCACCUACUUCCUCACAGUGCAGCGAGUGAGCAAGGACUCCCAGGCCUACCACACCCGCAUAGUCCGCAUGUGCUCCUCGGACGUCGUAAUCCGCCGCUACGUGGAGAUGCCCCUCGAAUGCAUCAGCACAGAUAAAAGGCGAAGACGCUCCACGGAAGAAGUGAAGGUAUUUAACAUCCUCCAGGCAGCCCACGUCACAAAGGUGGGCAAUGACGUUGAGCUGCAGAAGCAGCUGAAAGUGGAGGAAGGAGAUGACGUGCUGUUUGCCGCCUUUGCUCGCGGGAAGCCGAACUCUCCGGAGCCGACCCCGAACUCAGCCGUCUGCAUCAUGUCCCUGAAACACAUCAACAAAAUGUUCAAGAUGUACAUGCAGAGGUGCAACACAGUAGACCCAUUUCACUUCACUGGAUCAGACAAGAAGACCUGCUACAAUGUGAGUUCUUCAGACGACUGCGACCCACAUGAGGGAAUCCAUGAAGGGAAAGAGGGCAAGUACCGCCUGCAGGUGACCCAGUUUGUCCAAAGGCUGGAGUACUGGCACAAAGAGUUGACGAACACCUUGGUUACUUCUAUCACCGUGGGGCCGGUCCAUGGCCACGCAGUGGUGUACUUGGGCACCGCCGAUGGACGUCACAUACAGGUGCUGUUCUCCCGAUUCGCCUCCCCUCACGUCAACAUCCGCCUGGACUCCAGACCCGUCUCCGCCAGUGUAGCGCUGCUGGACGCUGGCGGCUCAGACGGAGCCCUGCUGAUGGCCACAGGAAACAAGAUCACUAAGGUCCCUCUGAUUGGCCCCGGCUGCGGUCAGCUGCUCACCUGUACUUCCUGUUUGUUGUCGUCGCGGGUGACGGAAUGCGGCUGGUGUGAUGGACGCUGCACCAGAGCCAGCCAGUGUCCCCCCUCCCUCUGGACCCAGGACUACUGCACACCUGUCAUCACUAAGAUUUCUCCGACCUCUGGACCGAUACGAGGCUCUACAGUGGUGACGAUGUGCGGGAGAAACUUCGGCUUCGACAAGACGGAGAGCUUCAAGGCGUCUCUGGUGACAGUGGAGGUGGCAGGAGCUCCCUGCAAACUGCCCAGACAAGACAAUAUCAACAGGUGGACUGAGAUGCAGUGUUCCCCCGUGUUCAGUGGGAACUUCACCCCAUCGGGACACACAGUGAAGGUCAUCAGCGGCCACAAGGUUGCCACGAUGGAGGGUUUCACCUUCGUGGACCCUGUGAUCCACGAGAUCUUCCCGACAUUUGGACCGAAGUCCGGAAACACCAUGCUGACCAUCCGGGGAGCCUUCCUGGACACCGGGAACAAGCGAGAGGUGACGGUCGGUAAAGCAGCCUGUAAGAUCCAGAGCUUGUCGUCCACCAUGCUGACCUGUAAGACUCCUCCCCACGCCGUUCACUCCAAACAACCCGUGAAGCUGACGGUGGAUUCGGUGGAGCUUCACGCGCCUGUGCCGUUCACCUACAACCCAGAUCCCAUCAUCAACAGCAUCCAGCCCUCACGCUCCUUCGUCAGCGGAGGCUGCACCGUGUCGGCUCAUGGCUUCUUCCUCCAGUCCGGCCUCCAGCCCCAGAUGGUUCUCACCACCGCUCAGGAUGCUGAAGUCUUCCAUGUGAGCUGUGUGUACGGUGAGAACCGGACGUCCAUCCAGUGCACCACGCCGUCUCUGGCCAAACUGGCUCUGCAGCCGCCCGUGGUCACCAAGAUGGCGUUCGUCCUGGACGGCUACUCCACGGAUCAGUGGGACCUAAUCUACGUGGAGGACCCCCUCUUCCAGAACCCCAAGCUCACCUCCAAGGACAACAAGAGCAUCGUGGAGCUCAAGAGUGACCAUAUGGACCAGGAGGCGAUGAAGUGUCAGGUCCUCACGGUUUCCAACCACAGCUGUGAGAAUCUGAUUCUCAUUGGAAACACUCUGGAGUGCACCGUCCCCAACGAGCUGCAGGCCGCCACCGCCAAGGAGCUGCAAGUGGAGUGGCGCCAGGCGGACUCCAUCCGGCACCUGGGCAAGGUGACGCUGGCUCAGGAGCAGGACUACACGGGCCUCAUCGUGGGCUGCGUGUGCGUCAGCAUGCUGCUGCUGCUGCUGGGAACACUGCUCAUGUGGAGGAGGAACAAACACAUUGACGGUGAGAUGUCAGGUCGGGGUGGGGUCAUCGUAGGGAUCAAAGAUCUGUCUGAGGUGUGGUAUGAUGGCCGGGGUCACAUCCAGCAUCUGGACAGGCUGGCUAACGCGAGGAGCGUCAGCCCCACUAACGAAAUGGUCUCCCACGAGUCAGUCGACUAUAGAACAACCCUGCUGGAGGAUCAGGGCACCGACAGGCCCGAGACAUGCCGGUCGGCUCCUCCCAUCUACGGGGGCAACGGCGAGCUGCUGUCCCCCAGACUGGGGGUGCUGGGAGGUGUGAUGGGUCGGGACGGCGAGCUGGUGUCGCCCCUCCUCAUGGCCUCGGUCCACAUCGACCCGUCCUGCCUCCACCCGGACCUGCUCAAUGAGGUGCAGCACGUGGUGAUCGCCAGGGAGCAGCUGCUGCUCCACCUCAACCAGGUCAUCGGCAGAGGACACUUCGGCUGCGUGUUCCACGGGACGCUGCUCGAGCCGGACGGGCAGAAGCAGCACUGCGCCGUCAAGUCCCUGAACCGCAUCACAGAUCUGGAAGAGGUGUCCCAGUUCCUGAAGGAAGGCAUCAUCAUGAAGGACUUCAGCCACCCGAACGUCCUCUCUCUGUUGGGGAUCUGCCUGCCGCCGCAGGGCUCCCCGCUGGUGGUCCUGCCCUACAUGAAGCACGGAGACCUGCGCAACUUCAUCCGCGAUGAAGGACAUAACCCGACGGUGAAGGACCUGAUGGGCUUCGGGCUGCAGGUGGCCAGAGGGAUGGAGUAUCUGGCCAGCAAGAAGUUUGUCCACAGAGAUCUGGCUGCCAGGAACUGCAUGCUGGACGAGAGCUACACGGUGAAGGUCGCAGACUUCGGUUUGGCCAGAGACGUGUACGACAAAGAAUAUUACAGCGUGCACAACAAGAGUGGCGUGAAGCUGCCCGUCAAGUGGAUGGCUCUGGAGAGUCUGCAGACGCACAAGUUCACCACCAAGUCUGACGUGUGGUCGUUUGGCGUGUUGAUAUGGGAGCUGAUGACCCGUGGAGCCCCCCCUUAUUCGGACGUGAACUCCUUCGACAUCACCGUGUUCCUCCUGCAGGGGAGGAGGCUGCUGCAGCCCGAGUUCUGCCCCGACUCUCUCUACACGGUGAUGGUCGAGUGUUGGCAUCCAAAGCCGGAGCGGCGGCCAUCUUUCUCCGACCUGGUGGCAAGCAUCUCCGCCAUCUUCUCCAGCUUCAGCGGGGAGCACUACGUCCUGCUAAACACCACCUACGUCAACAUCGAGAAGAUGAGCCCGUACCCCUCCCUCCUCGCCACCUCCACCACCAACACCAACACCAAAGUUUCCUUCUCUUCGUCUUCUUCAUCCGACCCCUCCGCCUCCACCUCCCUGCCCACACGAUCCCCCCUCUUCGGCCACGUGCAGCGAGACUGCUGCACCUGAGGGAGGACAAGAGGGAGGAGGAGGUGGCAGGAACUGAGAACAAAACAAGAGCAAGGAAGAAGGUGAUGAAGAACUACUGUACUUGCCAAACACUGGACGCUGUAUACGGACUGUUCACUCAAUGUACAUAGAUCGUCUGAACUUUGAGCUUCUCGCGACACGACAGGGUCCUCCACGAACUACAGGGCUGACCGUAUCGACCUUUCUGACCUUUCAUUGACCCCGGGGAGCCCGAGGUCAGCCUUCCAGCGUCUUCUACAAGACGAUUACAAGACACAGGAACUCCUGGAAGAUUCCCGGCGGACAAAGCGACAUAAUUCAUCAAACACCCCCAAAGAUCCUCUCUGACUGCCGAACCCACACAGGGAGAGGAUAGACUUUCUGCUUCUGCUCCUCUCCGGGUGGCGCGCUGUGCUUCGAUACGCGGAUGUGGCUCUCGGACUUCUUCGCUGUCUGUAACGUGAAUGUUUGACAAAUGGCCUUGUAUUGUGUCGUAUAGAAAAUGUCACACCUUCCGCGCCUGCACCCAAGAGAGCCCGCUUUGAUAGAUGACGGCGCCUCGGGUAAGUAAGCGGAGGCUCUGUGGAUGAUUGCAGGUAGCAGGAGGGGCAGUGUAGGUGUGUGGUGCCUGCUGCCUGAGUGCAGCUCACUGGAUGCUUUAUUUGUAUAAUUACAGGACAUUUGGACAAUUAGCUUUUGGUGUGCUUGGAGAGAAAAGCAUCGUGCAGCCUCGCUUGUGACUCAGCUGUUGCACUCGCCAGAUGUUUUCAAGUGAAAAGGGUUCAGGAGCACCUUUCUUCGCCUGGUCAUGUCAAAACAACGACUCUGACAACACGCACGCAGCUGCCAGGGCUUUGAGAAGCACGUCGUGGGCUCAGCGCUUACUGUGUGUCUCUACUUUGUAUUAUUCUGUGGACAGAUAACGUGCUGUACCAGUUCAAAUGACACCGACACAAAGGACAUUUGUUUCCUUUAAUCUUUAACAUUUCACUCAUUAAAUAUCUCUUCAGA